AUGACGACCACCGAGACGAAGACGAGGGAAAACAACUCCUUCGUCCUCCGGGGCAUCAAGGACGUACAAUUCGAAGACCGCCCGGUCCCCAAACUCACCAGUCCCUACGAUGUCCUCCUCCAAGUCAACUACACCGGCAUCUGCGGCUCCGACGUGCACUACUGGCAACAUGGCCGCAUCGGGCAUUUCGUCGUUGAAUCGCCCAUGGUCCUCGGCCACGAAUCCGCAGGCACAGUGGUGGAGGUGGGAUCGCACGUCAAGACAUUGAAGAAAGGCGACCGAGUGGCCAUGGAGCCCGGGAUCCCAUGUCGAAGAUGCGUGCGGUGCAAAGAAGGGAAAUACAAUCUCUGCUUCGACAUGGCGUUUGCCGCGACACCGCCGUACGAUGGCACGCUGGCGAAAUAUUAUGUUUUGCCUGAAGACUUCUGCUACAAGCUGCCGGAGAACAUGACACUGGAAGAAGGCGCGCUCAUGGAACCGCUGGCUGUGGCGGUCCAUAUCACGAAACAGUCGGGAUUGAAGCAGGGUGAUAAUGCCGUCGUGUACGGUGCAGGGCCCGUGGGACUGCUUUGCUGUGGCGUUGCCAAAGCGCUCGGGGCGAAAAAGGUCAUUGCGGUCGACAUCAACAAAGAGCGAUUGGAGUUUGCCAAGUCAUUUGCGGCCACGGCGACAUUUGAGCCGUCCAGGGUUUCGGCGCAGGAGAACGCGCAGCGGUUGAAGGAUGAGAACGAUUUGGGUCCUGGUGCGGACGUUGCGAUUGAUGCCAGUGGCGCGGAACCGAGUGUCCAAUCUGCGAUUCAUGUUCUGAGAAUGGGUGGCAGUUAUGUCCAGGGUGGAAUGGGCAGAGACGAAAUCACGUUCCCCAUCAUGGCCGCGUGUACCAAGGAGUUGACUAUCAAGGGCAGCUUCAGGUAUGGAGCAGGUGAUUACCAAAUGGCCGUGGACCUCGCAAGCAGUGGCAAGGUCGAUGUUAAGAAAUUGAUCACGAGAAAGGUCGUCUUUGAAGAUGCCGAGCGGGCGUUUGAGGAUGUGAAGAAUGGAAAGGCCAUCAAGGUUUUGAUCGAGGGGCCGAAGUGA
Exophiala dermatitidis NIH/UT8656 is the source of this 1077-nucleotide messenger RNA. Its product is annotated as D-xylulose reductase A. Gene Ontology annotation, biological process: D-sorbitol catabolic process. Lineage: Eukaryota; Fungi; Ascomycota; Eurotiomycetes; Chaetothyriales; Herpotrichiellaceae. Gene Ontology annotation, molecular function: zinc ion binding; L-iditol 2-dehydrogenase (NAD+) activity. The coding region runs from base 1 to 1077 and encodes 358 amino acids. The record is from RefSeq and is a predicted model, not a curated record. The transcript is spliced from 2 exons.